GAGGACCAGGAGACUGCCUUACAGUCAGGGUAAUCAAACGGGUAAUGUGAGCAACUGAUGCCAAGUGUAAACCGUUUUAUCAUCUCCUCCUCCCUAAAUGAUAGGAGAGGGAAACAUAUUGCCUAAUAGAUCUGCAGCUUCCUUUUGUCAAUCCAAUAAACAGCAGCUGAUGGCAACCAGUGCCAAGAGACCAUCCCUGCAGGGUCCUGUGCCCCCUCCUCGCAAGAAGACGACCCCCAAACCAGAGCUGACCGAGGAGCAGAAGCAGGAGAUCAGGGAGGCCUUCGAGCUGUUUGACACCGAUGGAUCCGGAUACAUCGAUGUCAAGGAGCUCAAGGUUGCAAUGAGAGCGCUGGGGUUCGAACCAAAGAAAGAGGAGAUCAAGAAGAUGAUUGGUGACGUGGAUAAGGAUGGCACGGGGAAAAUCUCUUUUGCUGACUUCCUCUCUGUCAUGACACAGAAAAUGGCCGAGAAGGAUUCCAAAGAGGAGAUCCUGAAAGCUUUCCGCCUGUUUGAUGACGACGAGACGGGCAAAAUCUCAUUCAAGAAUCUGAAGAGAGUUGCCAAAGAGCUGGGAGAGAACCUCACAGAUGAAGAGCUGCAGGAAAUGAUAGAUGAAGCAGACAGGGAUGGAGAUGGAGAAGUGAACCAGCAGGAGUUCCUGCGCAUUAUGAAGAAAACCUGCCUGUAUUAA
Anoplopoma fimbria (sablefish) is the source of this 694-nucleotide messenger RNA. It is a transcript of the gene cetn2, whose product is annotated as centrin, EF-hand protein, 2. The record is from RefSeq and is a predicted model, not a curated record. The transcript is spliced from 5 exons. The coding region runs from base 98 to 694 and encodes 198 amino acids. Lineage: Eukaryota; Metazoa; Chordata; Actinopteri; Perciformes; Anoplopomatidae. Gene Ontology annotation, cellular component: centrosome; centriole. Gene Ontology annotation, molecular function: calcium ion binding. Gene Ontology annotation, biological process: centriole replication; nucleotide-excision repair; mitotic cell cycle.